GAUCCACUGCCGAAAUCGCUCAAGCUCGGUCCAGGACUAGUGAUGUUGCACACGCCUGGGAAUCCUGUUACUGCUCAUCGGCCUGGAGUUUUGCAUUCUAAGAAGCAACAGCAUUGGGUUGAGACGGAGUCGCGAAGAUAUAUACCCGCUCCUCAAGAGAGCGUAAUCGGCGUAAUUGUUCACCGAAGUGCAGAAGCUUACCGUGUGGACCUUGGCUCUGCCCAUCUCGCAACACUCGACGCCCUCGCCUUCGAAGGCGCGACAAAACGAAACCGACCAGCACUGAAAGUGGGAAAUCUUGUGUAUGCACGCGUGAGCCUGGCCAAUAGAGAUAUGGACCCGGAGUUGGAGUGUUUUGAUGCGACUACGCGGAAGGCGGAUGGGUUUGGUGAACUCAAAGAUGGAUUUAUGGUGGAGUGCAGUCUGGGGACUUGUCGAAAACUUCUCGAUUCGACGCACUUCCUUUUACCCGCUUUGGCCCAGAAGUUCCCCUUCGAGGUGGCUGUUGGGGUGAAUGGAAGAGUAUGGGUUCGGGCAGGCUCAACAAAAGCGACAAUAGGAGUGUCGAGGGCUAUUCAAAUGCUUGACAAUCGAAGAACAAGUGAUGAAGAGGUAGCAUCUUACAUUCAGCAGAUGGACGUAUGACACGUUCCUCUUUGCUGAGUCGCACAUUUUCC
Messenger RNA from Dacryopinax primogenitus, 677 nucleotides. RefSeq lists its product as uncharacterized. Gene Ontology annotation, cellular component: cytoplasmic exosome (RNase complex); nuclear exosome (RNase complex). Gene Ontology annotation, molecular function: RNA binding. Gene Ontology annotation, biological process: exonucleolytic trimming to generate mature 3'-end of 5.8S rRNA from tricistronic rRNA transcript (SSU-rRNA, 5.8S rRNA, LSU-rRNA); nuclear polyadenylation-dependent rRNA catabolic process; U4 snRNA 3'-end processing. The transcript has 3 exons. The record is from RefSeq and is a predicted model, not a curated record. Bases 43 to 645 code for a protein of 200 amino acids. Lineage: Eukaryota; Fungi; Basidiomycota; Dacrymycetes; Dacrymycetales; Dacrymycetaceae.